GCCAUCAUCGUCAGGCGCUCCCUCACGAGCCGGUCGGCGCGCCUUUCUCAGCUUAGCAUUCGACCGAUCGUCGUACCCUUUCGCCCAGCGGCUCAGCAUCACCGCUACUCCUCGUCCAUCGAGCGAUCUUCGUCAACCAUGAGCCGUUUCAAGAUCAAACUCCGCCUCCCUGAACAGGACUCCCCCGGCGCUGGAUCAGCAUCCAUUGGGAGCACGAGCAGCCCUCCGUCGUCUUCAGCCAAUCCAACAGCAGCUGCGCCUUUAGCUCCUUCUGCAGCAACGGCAGCAGCGACAGCAGCAAAGGGCUUGGAUGCACCGACACCGUUGACUUCGCAAGCGAUGAGAGAUAACGAUCGAGCCUCUUCGAGUAGCAUACAGCCAGCAGGCAUCACGCAAAGAGCUUCACAGGCCGCUUCGGGCGGCGAAGGGGACGUGAGCAUGGCGGCUUCAUCAAUGGCCGACGAAUCAGAAGACGAGCUUGCCUCUACCUCGUCCGCAGCCGGCGAUGGCGACGAAGCUUCCGAAGCUGGUCGUGGCACCCCGUCCUCCUCAACCGCCGCUGGUCGCGCAGCCUUGUCGUCGUCUGCAGGUGAUCACGAAUCCCCUGCCGGACUCACCAAGCUCCAAAGGCAGAAGCGUUCCGCGAGACUGGCAGAGCUGGAGAAGAUGACGGCAGAGGAGAUCGAUGCAUUGCCCGCUGCAAAGAGGCGGGUGGGAGCCAAAGCGAGGGGAGCGUCUGGCCCUGGGAGAGGCUGGAGGAAGGGACUGAAGAUGGGAGAUAAGCCAAAGUACACCUUGCCAGAUGCUACGCCCAUUGCAGAAGGAACACCGACCAGCUUCGAUGAUUCCCGUCGAGGCUCCCCUUUCUCUGCCAUGUCAGGCUCACCGGAGCCCUCGACGGCCCUCCUCCGCGCAGGAAGCGGUCAAGGUUCUUCCUCCUCAUAUUCCGCAAUGGGCGGUCGUCCUCCAGCCUCCUCCGCCUCGGGGCUCCCAGCCACGACAAGCGGCGGCACCCCACUUGUCUUUGCUGCCCCUGGUCAACGUGCAAAGAAAGGCGAGCUCUCCCACACGGCCGCCGCUGCCUUGGCUGGGAAAUCGAUUCUCCCCUCUGGUCGUGCUCCCGUAGCCGUCGCAGCCGCUAUGGCCUUUGGUCCGCCGGUCAAGCCGCCAGUCAAGAUAGUGAACGUGUUCCCUCCCGCGUACCCUGCUACGCUAAAUCGGACUGAGGUGGGCAAGAGGACCCGCAAGUGGGUGAAGGGAGAGAGACAGUGGGUCAAUCUGGCGGGAAGGGUUGUCAGCGUGGGUAGUGCGUGGUGGGGUGGGGAGGAUGAUGGGUUCGAUCCGCAGGGCGAUGCAGAAAGGGAACAGAUGGCAACGACGGCUGCUGCUUCGGGCGGGGCUGCUAUUGGGGGAGGAACAGGUCAGACGGCUGCGGGUACCGGCACGCCCAGCCUCAUGGCCGGAGGUAAUGCUGGAUCGCCUGGUGCGUCUAGACAUUCAACUCCGGUCGGUCCUCCUAUUGCAACUUUGAGCAAAGCUGAGGCGGCUGUCCUGGGCGCGGCAAACGCGGCAACAUCAACGGCGACGAGAGGAGGCAGAGGAGGCUCGACGUCUUCACGAGGAGGAAGGGGAGGAUCAACCUCAUCGCGGGGAGGCAAGAGCGGCGCUGCUGGAUCACCUUCGCCAUUCAUUAGCGCAGGCUCACCGUCCGGGACAAGCACGCCUGCGAUGGGGGCGCCAAGUGGCGCACAAGCUGGCUCGCCUUCGUCGUCUUUGCCCAAGCCCAAGUUCCAGCCUGGGGGAGGAGGAGCGGAUUGGAAGAGUGGGGGAGGAGCGGGGGCGGGUAGCCCGGUGCCUGCGGGUACGAAGAAGUGAGCGGUGGACGGAUGAUCCUGAUAGACAUGUACCGUAGCCUAGCCCUCCUAUUGUGCCACGCUGUACCAGAUUACCUGAAGCACCAGCGAUCUGGUACAUUGUGGAUGAUGAGGAAUCAAUCCUGCCUGCCUGCCGCC
Jaminaea rosea is the source of this 2012-nucleotide messenger RNA. RefSeq lists its product as hypothetical. The transcript has 4 exons. The record is from RefSeq and is a predicted model, not a curated record. Lineage: Eukaryota; Fungi; Basidiomycota; Exobasidiomycetes; Microstromatales. Bases 139 to 1875 code for a protein of 578 amino acids.